This is a messenger RNA of Aureobasidium pullulans EXF-150, 2175 nucleotides long. RefSeq names its product general substrate transporter. Gene Ontology annotation, cellular component: membrane. The transcript has 3 exons. The coding region runs from base 358 to 2043 and encodes 561 amino acids. Gene Ontology annotation, molecular function: carbohydrate:proton symporter activity. The record is from RefSeq and is a predicted model, not a curated record. Gene Ontology annotation, biological process: carbohydrate transport; transmembrane transport. Lineage: Eukaryota; Fungi; Ascomycota; Dothideomycetes; Dothideales; Saccotheciaceae.
AGCUCGUUGUUGCGCUCCGGAAUACUGGUUUGGGGGUGAGCCGCCGGAGGAGGAGGAGAAGGAUUCGAAUCGGCAAUGAUGUCUGUGGCACUACGCGAUGCUACCGGGUCAUUUGCGAUGGCUAGGAGUAGAGUAGUGUGCCGAUGGAGAGGUGAGGAUAUAUCAUGUAGGUUCUGCUCUGUUUUGCCGGGUGCUUUCCUCUGUCGAUUGUGUUUUGUGCUUCUGUAAUCGGUAGACGGAGGUUAGCCGGACGAAACUUGCUCAUAGAAUUUCUGGUCUGGAUUAAAAGGAUCUGGACUUUUCAUUUUCUGGUCACACUCUGGAUACAAUCAGGACGCGAUAUUUGAUACCUUCAUCAUGGAUCAACUCAGUGGCUUUCGUGUAGCGGACAAGCUGUACAAGAAGAGCCUGUUAAAUGCUAUUGCCUGUGCAGCUGCAUUGUCCAUUUUCUUCUUUGGUUAUGACCAAGGUAUGAUGGGAGGUGUCAACACCUCAGCCGACUAUGCCGAAUUGAUGGGAUUCGGCUACAGGGACGACACUACUGGUAGUGUCGUCGUCACAGACUCAUUAUUACAAGGAGGCAUCGUUGCAGUAUACUACCUCGGAACACUAUUUGGAGCCUUCCUGGGUGGCUGGGUUGGUGACAAGACUGGCCGUAUUCGCACAAUCGCCCUUGGAUCUAUUUGGGCAAUCUUGGGAGCAGCUCUGCAAUGUUCUGCUCAAAACCACGUCUGGAUGAUUUGCGCUCGUGCAGUCAAUGGUAUUGGUACUGGUGUCUUGAACGCAAUUGUUCCUGUCUGGGCUACGGAGACUGCUGAGCACACUUCUCGUGGUCAAUUCAUCGCCAUCGAGUUUACUCUCAACAUUUUCGGUGUUGCUGUGGCUUACUGGCUUGAGUUUGGUCUGUCAUUUAUUGAUGGAGGCCGUGGAGCUUUCCAGUGGCGUUUCCCCAUUGCUUUCCAAAUCAUUCCCCUGCUUGUUCUCUUCGGCAUCAUCUGGUUCUUCCCCGAGUCACCUCGUUGGCUAUGCAAGGUCGGCCGCGACAAGGAAGCAAGACAUAUCCUCGCCCGUCUCCGCGGUGAUGAAGGAGAAGACAGAAUCAGAGCCGAAGCCGAGUUCCAAGACAUCAUCAACAUCGUGCAGUUGGAGAGAAGCACUUCGAAACAGAACACAUACUGGAACAUGCUACUCGACUUCGGUGGUGCAACCUCUGGAAGUCUUCACACCGGUCGCAGAGUCCAACUGGUUAUUUGGCUGCAGAUCAUCCAGGAGUGGUGUGGUAUUGCUGGUAUCACGGUUUACGCUCCCACAAUUUUUGGUAUCGCCGGAUAUGACGCUCAGAAGAGUGGAUGGCUGUCUGGUUUGAACGAUACGACUUACAUGUUCGCGACUCUGGUCUGUGUUUUCACUCUGGACAGGAUCGGUCGCAGAUGGACACUUUACUGGGGUGCUGCAGCACAAGCAGUAUCCAUGUUCCUCAUCGGUGGCAUGUCUCGUGGUGGUAUCAACGCCACCAACAGCGGAAACACCGAAUUGGCUGCACGCUAUGGAGCGGCGGCUGCCAGUUUCACCUUUAUCUACACUGCAAUCUUCGGUGCCACCUGGUUGACAGUGCCAUGGCUCUACCCUGCUGAGAUAUUCCCUCUUGAGGUCCGCGCCAAAGGAAACGCCUGGGGUGUGGUGGGCUGGUCCAUCGGAAAUGGCUGGCUAACCCUCCUCUGCCCUGUCAUGUUUGACUCGAUAGGAGAGGUAACAUUUUACAUCUUUGGUGCGGUCAACAUAUUGUCGAUACCUAUGGUAUGGGCCGUUUAUCCGGAGACCAACCAACGCACAUUAGAAGAGGUAAACAUACUUUUCUCAUCACCGUCUCCCUGGGUUUGGGACGCAGAGAAGCACUUCGCGGACUUCCAAGCUGGAAACCCUACGUAUGUCUCUGGCAGCCGUGGCAACUCCAUCACGGACCCAGAGACUGGCUUGCGUGGUGGCAAGAACAGGGAGUCUGCCGAUAUGGUGGAGAAGAUGCAAGAAAAGGACGCCAUCUGAUCGGACUGAAGGCAGUUACUACCUCAACUCAGCUCCUCGCUCUUUCCCUUAAAUGCUUUCCAUGAACGAUCGCGACAAACCUAGAAUAGAACAGAGAAGCCGCUUAAUACACAUAGAAUAUAAUUGCUUAAA